CACGGAUCUCCAUGAGCGAAGUUCCAAUGCGCAACAUCCCACAGUGUGAACUCCCCGAGCCUGGCAGCAGCUGUAGCAGUGUUAGCAGGGUGCCGGCAAGCUGAAGCCCAGAGAGAUGUCACAACUAUACUACCGGCGCACUGACAGCUCCUCGUACCGGGACCGCAUCCCGCUGAGAAUUGUGCGGGCCGAGUCGGAGCUGUCGCCCUUGGAGAAAGCCUACCUCGGAGCCGUGGAGAAGGGGGACUAUGCUAGCGUCAAACAGGCUCUGGAGGAGGCAGAGAUCUACUUCAAGAUCAACAUCAACUGCAUCGACCCUCUCGGCCGCACGUCCCUGCUGAUUGCUAUUGAGAACGAGAACCUGGAAAUCAUUGAACUCUUGCUGAGCUUCAACGUCUACGUCGGCGAUGCCCUGCUGCACGCGAUCCGCAAGGAGGUGGUGGGAGCUGUGGAGCUGCUGCUGAAUCACAAGAAGCCAAGUGGCGGCAUGCAGGUUCCCCCUAUCUUAUUGGACAAGCAGUUCUCUGACUUCACCCCUGACAUCACUCCCAUCAUCCUGGCUGCACACACCAACAACUAUGAAAUUAUCAAGCUUCUGGUGCAGAAAGGCGUGUCUAUGCCGCAGCCACAUGAGGUGCGCUGCAACUGUGUGGAGUGUGUGUCUAGCUCAGACGUGGACAGUCUGCGGCACUCGCGCUCACGCCUCAACAUCUACAAAGCGCUGUCGAGUCCCUCCCUAAUUGCGCUCUCCAGCGAGGACCCCUUCCUCACCGCGUUCAGGCUCAGCUGGGAGCUGCAGGAGCUCAGCAAGGUGGAGAACGAAUUCAAAUCAGAGUACGAGGAGCUGUCUCAGCAGUGUAAACAAUUUGCCAAGGACCUCCUGGACCAGACAAGAAGCUCCAGAGAGCUGGAGAUGAUCCUCAACUACAGAGACGACACCAAUUUAUUGGACGAGGACGGCAACAACGACCUGGCCAGACUCAAACUAGCUAUCAAGUACCACCAGAAAGAGUUUGUAGCUCAGCCAAACUGCCAGCAGCUCUUGGCGUCCCGGUGGUAUGAUGAGUUCCCCGGCUGGAGACGCCGCCACUGGGCAGGGAAGUUCUUCACCUGCGUCUUCAUCGGCUUCCUCUACCCGCUGUUUGCCCUCUGCUACCUCAUCGCUCCUAAGAGUCGCUACGGCCUCUUCAUCCGCAAGCCCUUCAUCAAGUUCAUCUGCCACACGGCGUCCUACCUGACCUUUCUAUUCCUGCUGCUGCUCGCCUCCCAGCACAUUGUCACCACAGAGCAGGACAGGCAGGGCCCCGCACCAACCACUGUGGAGUGGAUGAUCCUGCCCUGGGUGCUGGGAUUCAUUUGGGCAGAGAUCAAACAAAUGUGGGAUGGCGGUUUCCAAGACUAUGUCCAUGACUGGUGGAACCUGAUGGACUUUGUCAUGAACUCUCUGUACCUGGCCACCAUCUCCCUCAAGAUUGUAGCCUACACUAAGUACAGCGGUAGUAAACCCAGGAACCAGUGGGAGAUGUGGCAUCCGACACUAGUAGCUGAGGCGGUGUUUGCCAUCGCGAACAUUUUCAGCUCCCUGCGCCUCAUCUCGCUGUUCACCGCCAACUCUCACCUGGGGCCUCUGCAGAUCUCUCUGGGGAGGAUGCUGCUGGACAUCCUGAAGUUCCUUUUCAUCUACUGUCUGGUCCUGCUGGCCUUUGCUAACGGGUUAAAUCAGCUGUACUUCUACUACGAGACCAAGGCUUCAGAUGAGAAGGACAAAUGCAAAGGCAUCCGCUGCGUGGAGCAGAACAACGCUUUCUCCACGUUGUUUGAGACCCUGCAGUCUCUCUUCUGGUCAAUCUUUGGCCUGAUCAGCCUGUAUGUGACCAACGUGGACGCAGACCAUCAGUUCACCGAGUUUGUCGGCGCCACCAUGUUCGGCACCUACAACAUCAUCUCACUGGUGGUGCUCCUCAACAUGCUCAUAGCCAUGAUGAACAACUCCUACCAGCACAUUGCUGAUCACGCGGACAUUGAGUGGAAGUUCGCCAGGACGAAGCUGUGGAUGAGUUACUUCGAAGAAGGGGCCACUCUGCCGGCCCCGUUCAACAUCAUCCCCAGCCCCAAGUCAUUCUGGUACCUCGUGCGCUGGAUCAAGAGGCAAGUGUGCAAGAGGACAAACUCCAAGCGGCCUGAAACUUUUGGGACUCUCGGAAGGCGAGCGGCAGAGAAUCUGAGGAUAAACCAUCAGUAUCAGGAGGUACUGAGAAACUUGGUGAAGCGCUACGUGGCCGCCAUGAUCAGAGAUGCCAAGACAGAGGAAGGUCUGACUGAAGAAAACUUCAAGGAGCUGAAACAAGACAUCUCCAGUUUUCGUUACGAGGUGAUGGGCAUGGUGAAGACGGGGAAGCCCGCUCUACAGGGGGCGAAGGCCAGUGGUAGCUCAGCGGACUCCAGUCUCGUUUACUCCAACCCCUCGCUCGAGGUUUCUCCCUGCCCUCAGAGCAGCCAGGUGAAAAGCAAACUCAACCGAUUCAAGAUCAUCACAUCCAUCCUCAAGCAGGGCAGUUCUACGGCUUCACCCAGGCCGCCCGAAGCCUCCAACGGGCUACCUAACGGACUCUUGUCUCCAGUCCCCGAUGAGAGCGCCGGCGAAAAGUCAAGCCAGAGGAGAAGUUUCCCCAGAGAUAUCACUGAGUUUGGCUUGUUCCAGAAACGCCACCGGGGUGGCUGUGAAGACACGUUAGAUGCUGGAGAGAUUUCUAGAAAGAUGUAUUCUCUGUCAGAGGAAGUGGUGGAGUCUGUGGGCUCGGACACAGAGGGGCAGGACAAAGAGCACAAGGCAACAGGAAAGGAUGAGGAAGGACUCCUGGAGACAGAAACAGAGGAAGACGCUGCAGUAAAUGAGGCCCUGGAUGAAAAUGGCGAGGUCCUGAACACUAAUAACAGCUCGGACGAAGGUGGAAAAAUCGAAUCGGAGGACAAGGACAGAGAGAGUUUACCCUGCAGUGACUCAGUAGCUCAUGGAUGUUUGUCAAGGUCAUCCAGAGAAGAAGCGUAAGAUGUGACAAUACAAGAAUAUAAGUACAGGCCAAGUAAAGUUGGACUGAAGGCAGAGAGACUGACAAUCAGUGUGAGCUUCAAGUGAGGAUUUAUGUUUUGCAAAGAGUCUAACUUUUCCAGCUACUACUAAACGGAUGAUCAAAUUUGAUCUGUGGAGACUCAGGGAGGCCUUUGGUGUAAGUGUUUUAAAUGCUGUUAUAGUAGCAGUGGAGCUGCAGCAAAGGUUAAGGGAGCUCUGUGUGAGCAUCGCAAGGACUUAGAUUUUUGGAUAAAGUCAUUUCAUCUUAUCUCAUCCCCACAGAUAAUUGGAAAGUAAUUAUUUCCUGUAACUGAUUUUAACCUCUUCUGUCCCCCUGUCCCUCAUCUGACACCUUCCCUUCUUUUAAAGUGACCGUCAUACACCACCCUCUCUCCUUCAUCAACCUCUCUCUACCUCUUCUCCUGCUAGUUCAUCUCCACACUGCUUAAUGCUCUCCAUCCUGAUCUCAAGAGCAAUAGAUAUGUUCUGUUUUAGACCCGACUUUCUGCCUUACUCUGUCUGUUUCUGCACUUUGCACACUUUAUACUGGAAUACGGUAUCUCAAGAUGUGUCAAGCUCGUGCAACUACAAUUCUGUCAAUGUUUUUCUAUGCAAAAGCCAGGAUUGUGAUUCUCAUCGUUCUGAUGAGGAUAAUGGUACCUUUGACGGAGACAGUUCAUGAUUAUAUAAGGUAGAGCACGGCAGACAAGAGAUAAACAACAUGGACA
This is a messenger RNA of Chelmon rostratus (copperband butterflyfish), 3798 nucleotides long. RefSeq names its product transient receptor potential cation channel, subfamily C, member 4a (gene trpc4a). Gene Ontology annotation, cellular component: membrane; cation channel complex. Gene Ontology annotation, biological process: regulation of cytosolic calcium ion concentration; manganese ion transport; calcium ion transmembrane transport. The transcript is spliced from 15 exons. Gene Ontology annotation, molecular function: inositol 1,4,5 trisphosphate binding; store-operated calcium channel activity; protein binding. The coding region runs from base 116 to 3049 and encodes 977 amino acids. The record is from RefSeq and is a predicted model, not a curated record. NCBI's taxonomy places the organism in Eukaryota, Metazoa, Chordata, Actinopteri, Chaetodontiformes, Chaetodontidae.